Messenger RNA from Nothobranchius furzeri (turquoise killifish), 3114 nucleotides. RefSeq names its product golgi associated kinase 1B (gene gask1b). Gene Ontology annotation, cellular component: Golgi apparatus. The record is from RefSeq and is a predicted model, not a curated record. NCBI's taxonomy places the organism in Eukaryota, Metazoa, Chordata, Actinopteri, Cyprinodontiformes, Nothobranchiidae.
CAGUACUUAAUCAGAUAAUCUGCUACAUCUGAUAAAAAAAACUAUUUAUUCUUUAGAUUCGGGUUUGAGUUAGAUGGUUUUUCUGUCCUUUUUUGCGCAGCUGCAUCCUUGUGCUUUUGGACACAAAGCCUUUAUUCUAACGACGAGCUCCGGAAACUGUGCGCUCCUCCCCACUUUGGGUUUAGUGAAAAUAAUGAAACAAAACUCAACUGCAGCUAUGCCAAAUUGAAAUGGGGAACGCUCGUGCGCACUGGUUGUUUUUCUCUUUUCUGAAACUUGCCAGCAACUUUCGGAGGUGCUCUCUUUUCAAACGCAGUUUGUUCAUCACGGCUGUGUGUGCGGUCUAUUUGUUUUUUGUGAUUCCACAAGUCGGAACCUCUCUGCGACACCAGCGCAGGACUGAUGAGGACGAGACGCGGCACACCCGUGGUUUGGACAUCAGCGGCGCACUACCACACGCUACUGGACUGCAGACUGGCGCGAGUCUGGUGCAGCCGACACGAACCAACGUGGUGUACAUAUCUCUCAAAUCUAAACGUUUAAAACCAGCAAAAAUACGGUGUACAAUCCGACCAAAACGGAGAAAAAAACGGGGGCGAAAGACACCUGAUGCGUCCGUUACGCACAGCAAACUUGGCACAGUGGGACGUUACACGGGCCACACUGGGAACUUUACAGCUGAAACGUCCUGGAAUCGAACCAGUCAUUUGAAUUAUGAACUGCGUAAUAUAAUAAACAAAGGCUAUGCUGGAGGAUCAGCCUCUCAGGUUAGUUCUAUUAGAAUUUACAGUCAAACUGCUCCUCCGUGGCUCAGCUCUCAGGACCUGGAAACCAUGCGCUUUCUUGCGGAUUCCAAAAUUUUGCGCUUUAAAGAAAUCUAUCGUGAAGGCGCCUCAUCCCUUCUGAUGUUUGAAGGUGAGGUCAGGACACAUCCAACCAAUCAGAAGCUCUUGGAAAGAAAUAAUGCAUAUGGAAGACGGUGCGGGAUUAUCCACAGCCCCACGGACAACACUGAGGUGUUUGCUUUCCAUUUGGACAGGGUGCUUGGUUUGAACAGAACCCUGCCAGCUGUGAGCAGGAAGUUCAGCUUUUUUCAUGAUGGUCAGUUCUUCACUGUGGUGUCAUGGGAUGCAUCACUGUACCCAGAAGACCUUGCUGCAGGCCCGGUCACUGUGAGGCUCACAUGGAGGGAGUACCAGAACUCUCUAGUGCAGAGAUGCUGGCACAAAAACACAAGGCCCAAACCUGACUCUGGCUGCUCCACGAUUCAUCACUACGAAUGGAGCAAACUGGCUCUGUUUGACUUCCUGCUGCAGAUCCACAACCGUCUGGAUCAGAGCUGCUGUGGAUUCAGGCCUCGGCGGGAGGAUGUGUGCGUUGAAGUGGCCCAGCAGGCUUCCUGUGAGGACCAGGAAAACGUAAAAUUAGCAAACAUUUUCCAUAGGAACCAGGACUCCAGGCACCUGGUGUUCACCAACAACAAGGGAUUCUUUGACCGCAAUGAGGACAACUUAGACUUCAGGUUGCUCGAGGGUAUCCGGGAGUUUCCAGAGAAGGCUGUGACAGUGCUGAAGAGCAGGAAGCUAAGGGAGAAGCUUCUCCAGUCCCUGUUUCUGGACCAGAUGUACUGGGAAAGUCAGGGUGGCCGGCAGGGCAUCGACAAGCUAAUUGAUGUUAUCGAAAGGCGAGCCAAGGUCCUCCUUACCUACAUCAUGGCUCAUGGGAUAAAAGUCAUCACAAUGAAUGACUGAUGGAACUUACUCACACUGACAUAGUGCUUCUGUUAUUGUUUUACAGCAGUGCCAUUUCAAAGAGUCCUAAAACUGACGCAUAUGUUUAUUUAUUUCAACUUAAACAGUGAAACUAAUAUAUGAGAUAUAAUACAUGCAUACUAAUUACAGGUGAAACUUCAAAAAUGAGAAUCUGGUGCAAAAGUUCACCGUUUUCAGUAAUUCAAUGAGACAGACUCAUUCUAUGCAGAGCCAGAUCCUUCAAGAUUUUAUUUGUAAUAAUUGUGAUGAUUAUGACUUACCCCACAUUCAAAAUCUCAGACCAGUAGAGUAAUGUGAAAUGGUUCAAUAUUCUAGACUCAAAGUGCCACACUUUAAUCAGCUAAAAACACCUGCAAGGGGUUCCUGAGCCUUUAGAUGGUCUCUCAAGCUAAGAUGAUUUACUGAAAUAAAUUAACCUUUGCACCAUGUUCUCGUGUUUAGAAUUUCACCUGUAAAUUAAUCUCUGACAUUAACAGCUUAAAAUAUUCUUGCACUAAACUAAUCUCUAUCAUUUCUAAGCUAACAGUGUCAGAAAUGCAUUAGGAAUGCCUUGUCUCAGUAUUUUUUCUUUAAUUUCUCUACUUUUUUCCUCUUUCACUUGUCCACUAAGAUGUCUCCAUAAUGUAAAGAAUGCUGUAAUUUCAGCUUUUGGUCCAGCUCUUCAGCAGGUGCAUUUAAAAUUAAUAUAAAUAGAAGGCUUCGGAUCUCGACUCAUUUGAUUCUUUGCCCUGAGGGUGCAGUAUUUCAUUUUAGAGUAAUAAUAAACUUUUUGUGUAAAUUUAUCAACCAGACCCUGAAUCCAUUUGGGGUAACUGAACAAUCAACUGCACAGAGACAUGCUAGACCAGGUUCACACAGCAAGAUAAUGCCAAGGAUCCCAGCUUAAUGAUGUCAGAUCUGUUAACUAUAAAAUGCCAUAAAAUCUUACAAACAGGUGAACAGCCAGGCUGCAUGUUGGCACAAAUGUUAUACUGUUGCCUUGUAGGGAGAAGGUCGCAGGUUUGAAUCCUGGCAAUGGUCUUUCUGCACAAAGUUAGCAUUUUCUCUAAUGCUUGUGUGGGGUUCCUCUGAGCUCCUCAAUUUCCUCCCACAUAGAAAAUAACCUGCAUUUCAGGCUAGUGGAUACCCUAAGUAACCCCUUGGUGUGAGUGUGUUUGUGGCUGGUUGUUUAUGUGUGGCCCUGUGACUGGAGACCUGUACAAUGUUUACCCCCGUUAAUCAUUUUGUAUUCUAUUUUUAAAACUACAAAAAAUGUCUAUGAGUUCAUUUAUUUACUGUGUUUAUAAAUCAUUUAACUGUAUAUUUUAAAUUUCCAAUGUCAAAUAAAGCGAUUUUCAACUGG